GUAACAUCUUCAAUCAUUGAUGUAACCAACUUCAAGAUAUAUUUGCAUACCUACUACCUACACACACCUACCAACACUUACAGACAUUUAUCUAAAUAUAUCUGUAUCCACAUCUACAUCUACAUCUACAUCUAUAUUUAUAUACAUACAUAUAUAGUAAAGAGUUCCAGCAUCGGCCAACAUCGGCGAACAUACAUAUAGCCAUGUAUCAGCUGAACCAUUCCUUCACUCCCAACACCCUCCGGCGACCUCCUCUUCCCAAACAAUUCUUCUUCCAUCACCAUCACCAUCACUAUCAUCAUUAUUCUCUCUCCAUAUUCUCUUCAUAGCUUUCCUAUCCUACCUAUCAAUCAGCCAAUCUAAUCAUCUUGCUCAUUUUACUCAUCUACCUACCUACCUACCUACCUAAUCAUGCCAUUUUCUCACUCGGGCGGUGCGUGGGCCGGGAAACACCCGACGCCAGCAGAGGCGCAAGAGCGGCCCCUCGACGACAAGGAAAAGGCAGAGAUCGUGCAGCAGAGCCGCAGGUGCCUGACGCCGCGCUACCUGUACACCCGCGACGCGAUGCGCGAAGCCCGGCGGAUCGACGCCGCCCACGGCCCGCAGCUGUUCGCCGGCCGCCGCGGCCGGCGGCGGAAGGGCGUCCUCGUGCGCCACAACGUCAAGCGCCGCUGGCAGAAGCUCGGCAUCUGGAACAACGUCGGCGGCGUGUGGGGGAUUCCCGGGCGGCGCAAGAGACGCGGGGCGCGCGACAGCGAUAGCGACGACUGCGGCAGCUGGCAGUGGUGGUGGUUGUGGUGGUGGCGGCGGCUGUGCGACCCGAUCGCCGAUGCGCCGGAGGACCUGAGCAGCGCGGCGGAGAUCAUGCGGUUCUCGCUCGACCAGCAGCACGUCGCGCAGCCGCGGCCCGCGCCGGGGACCACGACGCCCGCCGACGCGCAGGCGUUCCUGGCCUCGCGGCCGUGGUUCGUGUACGCGCGCUCGGUCGUCGAGGAGAUGGUGAAGCGGCGGCGGUGGCGCAGCAGCCCGCCGGGGUCUAACCCGAGCGAGGCGGAGGACGCGGUGCGUGCGCGGUGGCGGGAGCGCGGCGACUGGGACGACGCGCGCUGGGACGACGACGACGACGACGCUGUGCACGCCUGGAAGUGGCGGUGGGAGUCGCCGUCCCCCGAGCCCGAGGACCUGGGGCCGGUAGCUAGGAUGCGGGCCGCGCCGCUCGAGGUCGCGGCCGAGAUGGGGUUCACGCCGUCUGAGACUGACGAGAUGGAGGAAAUCGAGCGCUCGGAGGCGGCACGCGUGCGAAGAAAAAGGCGGGAGAGGGUUGUGAAGAUUGAAUCCGAUGACUCCGAUGACGAUAAAGACGAUAAUGACGAGGAUGACAAGGAUGAAGACUCGUCGCUUUCGCCGCCGCUCUCGCCGUCGCCUUCACCACCGCCUCCAAGACCGCUUUCGUCCUCGUCUUCGUCCUCGCCAUCACCACAUCCAUCGCCAAUCCGCCGAAGGUCCAGGCUCACAGGCAAGAAACGUGCCACAUCAGAAGAUUCCCCACCGCCGCCGCGAGCGCCGCGGAAUAAGCGACCUAGGCGGCGCUAAACAGCAGCUACGGCGCCUACCGCUGCCCCACAGAAGAAGACCUGUUGCACCAGGAAGACAAGAGCCGCCUCUGCUGCUGCUGCUGUUGCUGCUACUACUAAUACACAGACACCGCCCAAAGAGCCAUCGGAGAAAUAUGAGGCUCGGUCGAGGAGAGGGCGGAGUGCUUCCUGAAAAAAUGAGAAGGGGACAUCCGCUGUAGCAAAGGAGCUGGGAGUAUUCUUCUUUAACACCAUGUAUACUACCUAGUACCUAUAUGAUGGUUAGUAGUAAGCUAGUAGCAUGUACUGCUAAGUUUGUAAGUUAAGUCAGUUCAUUUGCAGUUCUCAUUCGUUUACAAUUAAAGGUCUUACCUGUACGAUGGCCGGGCGAUUAUGUAUUGUACACUGUACUGCCUAUUACCUAUAUAAUAACUAAGGAAAGGCGAUCUAGACAUAAGCCACAACGCAAAGGUCUGGACCCCCUUUGAGUAUCUGCUACAUAUAG
Hypoxylon fragiforme is the source of this 2079-nucleotide messenger RNA. RefSeq lists its product as uncharacterized. Lineage: Eukaryota; Fungi; Ascomycota; Sordariomycetes; Xylariales; Hypoxylaceae. The transcript has a single exon. The record is from RefSeq and is a predicted model, not a curated record. The coding region runs from base 412 to 1593 and encodes 393 amino acids.